AUGGAUGCAAUUCCAAGUGUAGACCAAAUUUCACUAGCAACUGCAGUUGCAAUAGUUGGUAUUAUUGGGCUGCUUACUCUGUGGCUCAUCAAUGGAUAUCUCAAGAAAAGCUGGAAAUUGAAGACAUCUUCAGGCCUCACUCCUCCACCUGAAAUACCGGGCUUACCGGUGAUUGGGAAUUUACUGCAACUGAGAGACAAGAAACCUUACAAGACUUUUAUCAGGUGGGCCGAGAAAUAUGGCCCGAUAUACUCUAUUCGAACUGGCUCCAAGACAAUUGUUGUCCUCAACUCUGUUGAUGUUGCCAAGGAGGCUAUGGUGACUAGAUUCUCAUCAAUCUCGACAAGAAAGCUUUCAAACGCAUUAAAGAUCAUUUCUUGUGAUAAAAACGUGAUUGCACUCUGUGAUUAUGGUGAUAUUCAUAAGACAUUCAAGGGGCAUAUUCUCAAUAGUAUGUUGGGAUCUAACGCGCUGAAACGAUUUGAAAUUCACAGGGAUGCCAUGAUAGAAAACAUGUCGAAGCAAUUACGAGCUUGUUUGAAUGAGAAUCCUCAGGCAAUAGUGAAUUUCAGAAAAUAUUCCAGUCUGAACUUUUCGGACUGA
Molecule: messenger RNA, 603 nt
Organism: Striga hermonthica
Lineage: Eukaryota; Viridiplantae; Streptophyta; Magnoliopsida; Lamiales; Orobanchaceae
Source: the annotation of a GenBank genome assembly